Daphnia carinata is the source of this 6374-nucleotide messenger RNA. RefSeq lists its product as uncharacterized. The transcript has 20 exons. The coding region runs from base 296 to 5956 and encodes 1886 amino acids. Gene Ontology annotation, cellular component: membrane. Gene Ontology annotation, molecular function: monoatomic ion channel activity; protein-containing complex binding. Gene Ontology annotation, biological process: transmembrane transport; monoatomic ion transport. Lineage: Eukaryota; Metazoa; Arthropoda; Branchiopoda; Diplostraca; Daphniidae. The record is from RefSeq and is a predicted model, not a curated record.
CGGACGCGGUGUUCGGCGCCCUCCAGGUCUCAUCCUGACGCCUUUCGUUUUUAAUGUUGUGUCUCGGCGUGUGCAUGUGUGAUCGUUGUAAGAGUGUGGCUUUGUGUCCCUGUGAUUGCGUAGUUACCGACCGUGUAUAAAGAUCGCUAGUACCCGAGACUGUUGUGUCUGUACGUACACCGGCACGGUUUUUUUCGACGUGAAGUUUCGUUAAGAGCGCAUUCCAUCGAAUAAUCGAUUGCUGUUGUGUUGUUAUUUAUACAGUACUAUUUUUACGUGUAUUGUCGUUUACGUCAUGGAAACGACCGAGAUGACGUCGCCGAUGAUUGCUGUCUCUGUCGCCAUGGUUGACAACCCACCAGACGGAGAAUUAAUGAAGGGCCAGCCUAAAGAUCAGGGAGAUCAACAAGCCUUCUCGUCAUCUCCGACGGCUGCCGCAUCUGCCGCUAGCCCGACUCGCCAGAACGAUGACGAUGGCAUCCACCUGGCACCGGAAGGAUCUAAAUUAACACCAGUAGGAAGUGGAGGACUUCAAGUCGCUUCGGAAAGGAGAUUAUCCUUCGUCCAGCAGGAAGGUCGUGCCCGUUCGCGUAGCGUCGGCGAGAAGCAAUGGACUCGUGUCCGUGCCGUUAUGGCCUGGUACACCCGACUGCGCCGCAUCAAAAAAAGCAUUCCCGGGAUCGGUUCUAACGCCGAUGGUGCCGUUCUGGCACCCGACACGGCGCCGGUCACUUCGGCCCCACAUGAUCCGUCUUCGAUUGGUGAGGGCAGGUCAAGGAGCGCUCAACGCUGGAUGAAAUUACGGACGACCGUCCAGUUAACAAGCGCCAUAACCAGCACGGUGGCCCAGUCGAAGAAGACGUCGCUCAAACGAGAGGAUUCGUUCAUCGCCCGAUUCUCCACACGCCAAAUCCCCGAAGCUCAGGAGACGUUCGACGCGACGGAUGAAGGUGGGAGUAGUUCCGGUGGCAACGGUGGGAGCGGAACGUGCGGAGGAGCUUUACCUCCGUUGGGCGACAACAGCAAAACAGCUGGCGGAGCCAGCCAUUCUGUCGGCGAGAAAGUGAAGCGUCGCCGACGACACCAGAAACCGCCUCGUUCCGUCCUCAACCCGGACGAGAACGGCCUGUUCUAUUGGCUGGCCUUUUUGGCCCUGUGGGUCCUUUACAAUUUGUGGACGGUCGUCGUCCGUCUGGCCUUCCCCGAACUGCACCAGGACGAGAAUCUGUUCGCCUGGAACGUCUGCGACGCCCUGGGAGAUGCCGCCUACGCCCUGGACAUCGCCGUCCAGUUCCGGACCGGCUACCUGGAGCAAGGAAUCAUGGUCCACGACAGCCGCAAACUGGCCAUCCACUACGUUCGCUCAAAGGCCUUCUUGAUCGACAUGUUCAGUCUCCUUCCCUUGGAUUGGAUGCUGCUCUCGCACCAGGUGGCCGACCCGAUUCUGGCCAGAUGGAGGCCGGCUUGCCGCUUCUUACGCUUGGUCAAGCUCUACCGCGUCUUCGCCUUUUACUACGUGGUGGAAUCGAGAACGGUGUAUCCGAACGCGUGGCGAGUGGUCAAUUUGGUGCACAUCCUGCUGAUGCUGGCCCAUUGGUUCGGCUGCUUUUACUUCCUACUAUCCGAGUCGGAAGGCUUUCAGUCCGAUUGGUCCUAUCCGUAUCCGGAAGGCGAUUUCGGCACGCUGACUCGAAAGUAUCUCGGCUCGCUCUACUGGUCCACGCUCACCCUGACCACCAUCGGUGACCUGCCAACUCCCGAGACCAACGCAGACCGGCCGAGAAAACCUCAUCGGCCUCAGCGGUCGGCUUCCAUGUCUCCGGUGGCACCUCAUUCGUCAGCUGCCCCAGGAUGGGUCGGCCAAUGUUCAAACACGUCACGAUGGAAUGUCGCUUCUGGCAGCGUGUCCAGCCAAGGAUACAGUCACGGAGGCAACGACGAUGGAUUACAAGCGUUGCCAAGACGCGGGCUCAAGUCUCGCAUUCUCCACCAUUCCACCAAUCAAGGAUAUAUUUUUACCAUCGCCAGUUACUUGAUCGGCGUCUUUAUCUUCGCCACUAUCGUCGGUCAGGUGGGCAACGUCAUCACCAAUCGCAAUGCCAGCCGAUUAGAAUUCGAAAGACUUUUGGAUACGGCUAAAUUGUAUAUGAGACAUCACAAAGUACCUCGCAGCAUGCAGAGACGAGUUCAGCGUUGGUACGACUACUCGUGGAGCCGGGGGAGAAUCCAAGGUGGAGGCGAUACGAGUUCUGCAUUGCGUAUCUUACCGGACAAGUUGAAAACCGAAUUGGCACUUCACGUCAACUUGGCUACACUGAAGAAGGUGAGUAUAUUCAAAGAAUGCCAACCGGAAUUCUUGCACGAUCUUGUGCUGAAAAUGCGAGCCUCUAUUUUCACGCCGGGUGACAUGAUCUGCCGACGCGGUGAAGUAGCCCGUGAAAUGUUCAUCAUCGCCGAUGGAAUUCUUGAAGUCAUCAGUAGUGAGACGGGAAAGGUAUUGACCAGCAUGAAGGCCGGCGAUUUUUUCGGCGAGAUUGGCAUCCUCAAUUUAGACGGACUAAACAAGCGAACGGCAGAUGUCCGAUCCGUUGGCUAUGCCGAACUCUUCAGUUUGUCCAGGGAGGAUGUCCUGUCCGCCAUGAAAGAUUAUCCGGAAGCCGAAGAAAUUCUGUUGAGUUUGGGACGAAAACGGCUGAUAGAGGCGCGCAAGAUGGCCAGCCAACAUCGGGCUCAAAUGGCGCGUAAAGGUCUGCUGGCUUUGGAACGGGCGGCCCAGCUGAGAGCCCAACAGCAGGAGGCAACGGUGGAUGCAGUGACGUCCAGCGCGGCUGAAGGAUCGACCCAGUCCGCAGCUGCCAAAUUCACCGAACGGAUUCGCAGUGACGUCUUUGGAUUGAAAAAGGCCAUCAGUAAAAGCUUCAAAGAAUCAAGAAGGCCAAAGAGUGAUAGCCCGACCAUCGAAAUGGGCACUUACGGCGGCGUGGGUUCCACGUUAGGCGGAUUGUCCAAAGCCAGUUCGGUACCGCUAGGAAAUUCGACGUUGAUGUCGAUGUCUCCUUCCGGUUCCAAGUCUCACCUACUACGACGGAUGCCACGCGUCGCUAGCGAUGAAGCCCAAGCUACACACAACAGCUCCAAUGAAGACUGCCGUUUGACCCAGCCUUUGCUUCAGAAGCCGGAAUCGCCCGUGGAAGUCAUCGGUGCCGGAUUGCCUCUGUUCCAGCGAUUGAAGCUACUACGGCAAAGAGAACUUGAAAGAGAGAAACAACAACAACAAGAACAAGAGGCUUCACUAGCCAAAGCGGAAGAAGCGGAAACAGUGCGAGCACUGCAACAAGUUUCAGUCGCUCUGGAAGCGACGACAGAUGGCGUUAGUGGCAAAUCUACUCCGCCACCCGCUUCAACCCCUCCAUCGCAAAUGCGGGACGAUAAACAAGCCCGGCACAUUAGUUUCCUCGAUGAAACUUUGCCUGAGAAGAAACGCGAUUACGUUCCAGUUGAUCCGCCGAAAGUUCGAGGAAAAUCUGCUCGCUGGACGCUGCCCGGCAUGGUGAGUAAGACGAGCGAAGCCGCAAAAUUGGGCAAGACGAGGCUGUCCCGUUUGAACACCAUCAAACAAGCGUCGUCGUCGUCUUCGGCAAUUGAUUCCCUGGAACAAGCCGAACCACCGCCGCCUCUAAUACCUUCACUUCCGCCCACUCCGCCAUUCUGGCAAUCCAGCAAGCCGUGUCCAUCGCCACCUCCGCGACCACAGGCUCCUCCUCGGCCGCCAGCUCCUCAUUUUCCUGGUCUCGGCAUGCGCCGCAAGAAGCCGCCAAGGAGGGCGCAGACGAUGCGGCCGGAAGAUUCUCCGUGUUCCGUUCCAGAAGCGGACGUACCGUAUCAAUCGGAUCAGUCGUUCCGUUCGAUGAUGAAACAGCCGUGGCACUGGAGCAGCGACUUGGUCCAGCAGUCGACAACGCCGCCAUUAUCGUCCAAGUCGAGACCAUCAGGUCCGGCUGUAGGGCCACAUGCUGGUAGGCGAUUUUCACGCCAAAACACAAUUCAAGUUGUCUCGGAUGUUCAGGGAGUCUUGAGUGAUAUCCUGCGCGAUAUCGUGCCCAAUUCAAAAACAUCCAACCGUCCCGCCUCAGCCAAACCUUUGAAGGCCAACCCAUCCGUUCAGUCACCCGCAUCUGUGGAUUACGGAGCCACGAGACAACCGACAACCAACUGGGAAUCGGUUAGGCACGAGACGAUUGUUGGUGAUCGACCGCCGCAACGGCCGCAUCGGUUAAAUCUGCGUCAGUGCAAGAACCGCAGCUCGCGGGACUAUAAUUCCAUCGACGAUUUGUCGCCGGAAUACACCGUUUUGCCGUUCGUGAAGCGGCUAAAAAUCCUCAACGAGCGGCAGAAGAUUGUCGAACUGCAGAAAGCGCUGACGACGACGGCCACGUCGAUGGCGAGCGGAACGAGCGGAGACAGAAGUUCGACGUCGAUCGCGCCAACUCAGAACGCGAGUUCGAGUCAAAUGGCGGCCACAGAGGGCGACGAUAAGUCGGCGCUGGUGAGUGCCGAGUGCAACGAGACGCCCGAACGCGUUUGUUUGAAGAAGAUGCUCAAAUCAGCGUCUCGCAAAGAGAUGCUCCUGCCGCAGGACAAGAGUCAUCGCAUGAAAUUGCUGCGUUCGCAAACGGUCGAAGGCUACGCCAUCCGUCAUUCGAAUUUCACCAAACUCAAUCAUCAACGCGUCAAGAACAAUCACAGAAUCGCUCAAACUAUGCCGUCUCCUCCGCCGAUGCCGUUGUAUCAACCGGCGGAUCCUGCUGUUAGGCCGCCAACACCUUUACCCGCUGACCAGGAUCUUCGUGAAUUUAAUUCGAUAGGAGUCGAACAGAAGCAGCUGUCUUUCUUCAAAACCAGCGGACAAGAUGGCGUUAAAGAGGAAUGUGUAGCCGAAUUGCUGACGGCUAUCAAAACUGUCUUGCAAGACCGCCUGGACGAAAUUCAGGCCCGCUUCCAAGCUCAAAUUCUUCGCUUGCAGAGCGAAGUGGAGAAGAAGGACCAACUUAUUUGCCAAUUAGAAAUUCAAUUGGAAUCGCUCGGACUCCAACCGGUUGUACCUGUUCACCAGGUCAGCUCAGAAACGCAUUCGGAGCGAGAAGAGCAAACGAGUUCCAUCGAGAGUGACGAAGAGGAUGACGACGACAGUAGAACUUUGCGCUAUUUUGCGAGAUCUGUCUCGAAAGGUUCAUUUAUUCACCUGGCACCGGCAAGCCCUGCAGCCUCCCAGCUGCCAUCGCCUGAUAGUCAUCCGAAAAGUCCGUGCCUAUCGGUGGAUGACAUGCUCGACUCGGCGGCUGAAGAACUACCUUCGACGGCCGUUCUCAAUCCGGAGCCCCUGUGGCAGUUGGAAUUCGGUUCGUGCUGGCAGCGGAUGCAAUCUUCGACGACACCCGUCACCAGCAAUCCGAGGGACAUCAUCCUAGAUAUUGAGGAAAGCAGUUUGAGUAGCGUGAGUAGCAGUAGCGGAACCGAAACCGGCUCUUCAGCCAGACGGAAAAAAUUGAGAGCCACAAUGAGCUUGGAUGUGGCGGGUUCCAGACGGCAGCCAGCCGCAACGGCUGGAGUGUUGAAAACACUAUCGGCGCGGAGCGAGUCCCGCUCCCCGUCGGUCCCCUAUAAUCCAAAUUGGGAGAUCUUGAUGUUAGCCGAAUCGCUGGAUAAAGACGAAGAAAACGAAGAUGAUUUCGAUGGACAAUCUCUGCCAGGGCGACUGCGUCCGGAAGAACUUCCGGCGGCCCUCCCGGCGGUUGUUCGCCGGCGCCGAUCCUUGCGAUCGUCAGCAUCGGUCGAUCCGCAAACGAUGGGCAGUGCCAAAUCGAAAAAGAUGAUAGAGAAAUGGUACUGGAGUUAUCCGCCUCCGAAUCAGGACGAGCCGGCCGACUUUCCCGCAAAGUCCGACGGUGGGAAAUGACGUCAGACAACAACCGAGAACAGCAGUGCAUAGAGGCAAAACAUUUGCAUUGUUUUGUUUUUGUUUACAUACAUUUCAACGACUUUGUUCCACAUCCCUCCCUUUUGGAAUAUAUAAGUUCCGCAUCAAGAUCUCACCCUUUUUCGAUUACGCAGUACAUAGCAUUGUGUCGUGAUCUCAUUUAACACGUUUUAAAAUCAAAUGAAAUUUUUUCCUUUUUUUUUUUUUUUUGGAACAAAAAUUUAAAAAAAAACAUUUCGUCGUCUGCCCAAAACGAUUUGAACGCGUGUUGCGGUGCUGAAAGUCGUUCCCAACAAAUUACAAGUAUAAAUAGUAAAAAAAAAAAAAAAAACUGUCCCUGUUGUUUUGUUCCGUUUUUUCUUUUUUCUCCUCGAUGAUGAUGAUGAUAGAUGCUCUU